Molecule: messenger RNA, 6075 nt
Organism: Anopheles marshallii
Lineage: Eukaryota; Metazoa; Arthropoda; Insecta; Diptera; Culicidae
Gene: Usp10
Exons: 10
Coding region: 1-6075 (2024 amino acids)
Biological process (GO): regulation of autophagy; DNA damage response, signal transduction by p53 class mediator; protein deubiquitination
Cellular component (GO): cytosol; nucleus
Molecular function (GO): cysteine-type deubiquitinase activity; cysteine-type endopeptidase activity
Source: RefSeq, a predicted model, not a curated record
AUGAUGAAGUGUACCGAGGACGAUACGCGAGAAGGUAGCAGCUAUCAGUUUCUAGACCUCACCGAUGCCGGCCAGAAUGAGGCGUCCGCUUUAAUGGGUAUAUUGUAUCCCGCGCCCGAUGCUACCGCCCAAGGCGGAUCGUCACCCUGUCAGCCGAGUACGGUACGCGAACAUCGCGUAGCAUACCUUCCGCCGAUGCAGCGACCCAAGGAGAUAGAGCAGAGAGAUGGGAAAGACCUGGUGUCUGUAGGGCUUCCUCAGCAUUUAACUCAGCUGAACGGGUUAAACCCCAAUGCGCGAGCCUUCGAUCCGGUUCCGGUAGUAUUUUUGCCCCGAUCGACCAUUGUUGGUGGCGGAGGCGGUACCAAACCUCGAUCGUUCGGAAAGGAAUACGCGGAACAGGAGAAUUUGCCAGUAGUAGCAGCAACAACACCACCAGCGCCUCCUGGUGGAAUGAUGUUCGUACCCGUGCGGAAACAUUCUCUAGUAUCAGGUUCGAGUCGUCCGUUUGUGUUGCUGGAUCAACCGCAGCAUCAGCCAUCCCCGCUAUUGUCCACUCCUUCGACUGUCGGUAAUGUUGGACUUGUUAGCAGAUCUUCGUAUCUGUCUCAAGGAGCGGGUCUGCUUCGCACGACAUCGAUCGUCGCAACGCCACCAACAUCAGCACCACCGCUGCCGAAUUUCGUAAACGAAGGCAACAGCAGUAGUGCGUUCGUCGUCGAUACAGAGAACGUCCCCGCUAGUGGAGAACAGUGGAUCGGUUUUUCGAUCCAGUCGACGGCCACGAGCGUCGCAGGUGGAGCAGGAGGAGGAGGAGGAGGAGGAGAAGUCAUAGCACGGACUUCCGUAGUAACGGCUGCGACUAUGCCUCCACACACCAACAAUCCGCAUCACCUUCAGCAGCAGCAGCAGCAGCAACAACAACAGCCGCAACACCAGCAGCAGCAGCUAGGUUCGGGAGCAAACAAUCAACAAGCUACAGGAGGACAGCAGCAGCCCGGCCAAGGAGGUCCACCUCAAACACAGCCACAUAAUGUUGGUGGUAGAAAUGGUGGUGGGAGCGGUGCGGGUGGUGUCAACAGUACAGGCGAUACCGGUGGUCGAAAUGCUGACCGGGAGAACGGCAAUCAGCAAAUGCAGCAACAGGCCGUUUCCGUGUCGAACCCACAUCAGCAGCAAAUGUUACCGCACAUGUACACCUCAAUACCGACAUCGGCUUACAUCCCACCGGGACCGCACGGAAUGUAUCCGGUGCAGAUGUUGCAACCAACAGGUGCACAGGUACCGAACAACGUAUUCGUUGGCAAUUUAACAGCGAACGUGAGCGUUCAUGGAUAUCCGGCGAUUUCACCGUACCUAGCGACGACUACCGCACCGCAGGGUGCUUACAUGCAAACGGAUGUUGGGGCCAGUCCAGAGAUGCAGCUGAUGCCACCAACGCCGGUAACGAUGCCGGGACGUGGCACGAUGCGGCGUGGAGGGCGGAACAACCGUGGCGGAAAUAAUUCUCGUUCGCGGGGAGGAUACGUGUCGCAUUACAUACAACAUCAGCAGCACCAGUCGUAUCAUCACCAACAACAGCAUGCCCAAAGCUACCAUCAGGGACUUCAGCAGGGUGUAUUGCAACAGCUAUCACACCACCAAGGCGGACAACCCCCAAUGCAACAGCAGGCUCAGCCCCAACAGGCCCAGCAGGGUCAUGGUGGAGGUCAGCAACAAACUCCUCCUACCUCUGUUAGUGGAGGAGGUCAGCAAUCACAGCAAAUGUCGCAGCAACAACCACCGCAUCCUCCGCAGCAACACACGCCCGAGCUGAUGCAUAUCGAAGCGCCACCGAUGAUGGGUGCUGCUGGAGCACAGUACGGUAAUCUGCACGGUGGUUUCUACCUUUUGCCACCGAUGGCUCAACAUGCCACUGGUACGCCGCUGUUCAUGGCCGCGCCUCACAUGCAGAUGUACUACAAUGCACCUCUGCAUGGUUAUCCUAAUUUGGUGUAUCCGUCCUACAUCCCGUCAGAAUAUCAAUUGUACGACGACGGGAAGGGUGAUGACGGAGGCGGUCCACAUGGUGGCCAGGGGCAAGGUCACGACGAUCCAGGUGUACACCCGGGGGCAGCAAUGUGGCCCCAACCCCCGCACAUGGCGCUUGAUUAUCAUCCUGAAACGGGUGAAUAUAUGCCUGUUCACGAAGAUGAUGGAAGCGGUGCAACGGGUGGAAUGUUAGCUCAGGGUCCGCCACCGCCACCACAGUCGAUACAGCCUACGAUGGGUCACGUACUGGAUCCGAACGUUCCCGGUUUCACGAUGCACGCUAUGACACCUGCUCCGGUCGUUUCGAUGGCUGCUCCAGAGGAAUAUGGCAUGCAACCGCAACAGCAGCAUGUAGGGGCAGCUUCUCUGCCACAGGUUGAGGAUUACAACGGAAACGGUAACAUUCCGACGAGCUCCAAUGCAACAUCUACCAUGCACUCUCCGAUAGUGGUUACCUCGGUCGCACAGCAUAACCUCGUAGGGGGAGUUCCGCAACCAGAGGAGAUGAUGGUUAGUGGUGGGUACUUGGUUGGGGCUGUUCCUCCACAGUCGAUGCCAUUGGAUGGAUCGACGGAGGUGUUAAUGGUGGCACCGGAUCAGCACCAACAACAGCAACAGCACGGUCCACCAUCCGGAGUUUUACCGUCGCCAGUGAUGGACAGUGGUACACAACCCAUGAACAACAACUUCAUCGUUGAUCCGCAGUACAUCCAAGCGCAUCCUCCACCAUCGCAACAUGCUCCGAUACAACCAACGCCUCAUCAACAGACAUCUCUUCAGCCACAACAAUAUCAACAGGUUCAACCGCCACAAGGAGCUACAAUAAGUGCGACGGACUCUCCACCAUCAACUACCAAUCAAACUUUCCAACAGACGGGUCCAAGCAUGGCAACAUCGACAGUAGCUGGUGUUGCUAGUAAUAUGAUUGAUGGUAGCGGAAAUGAUUCAAAUAACAACAGCAGCCUCAACCGUAAAUCCGACAUCAAUACCUCACCGAAGCUCGUUGAUGCCGUUGUAAUGACGAACACAUCGCCACUGCCGUCCACUGUAAAUGUUAGCACCGCUACAUCAAUUCCCCAGCAAAACGAGCGAACAUCGCCAGCGAUGACGACCCAUCGGGGGGUAGAAAACACGUCUGCAACGAAACAGGCGAAUGCAUUAACUAAUGUGCCAAAUCAGGGAUAUCAACAUCAGCAGCAGCAACAGCCUCUACCAAUUCUCGGCUAUGCUGCGGCUGUUGCAUCGCAAGCCCCUCCAUCAAGAAGUCGUUCCGAUCAGUCGGAAUUCGUGAAGGGUACUCAUGAACGAAUGGAGAAACUCACGAUAAAGGAUGCAGAACAUAGGCGCACGGCGGCUGUGGUUGGUGGUGGAGUAAAUCCACAACGUAGUAGUGCCCUGCAGUCGGCAGGGCAAUCUAAUACAGGAAGUGGGUGGGUCAAUAACAGCGGCGUGGGACCAAAGAAGGGUACCGCUUCGGUUUCAGUUUCAGCGAUACCGAACAAGGAGUUUCCCAGUUCGACCAGUCAUCAGAAUAAAAACACAUCUCCGGCGCCGUUCACAACACUGGUUGGAACCGUAGCGACUUCAUCAUCAUCGAUCACCUCUUCGACUUCGUUAUCUUCCAGCAAGCAAUCACAGCAGCAGAAACCGUUUGCGGAUCACAACCAGCGCUCUUCGAGUGCAGCACACAGCUGUAAUACCUCGUCGGCAAGCGCAGCAAUUCCCAGCGGAGUGAGCAGUUCCAGCGGCGGACAGGCCGGAGUCGUUCCACCUCAGAUGGAGUCGAAGAAGGUGGAAGCGAUCCCGCUGCGGCCUGUUCCAGCGGCAGCUUCUGCGGCUAUAACGGCGAGCUCGGUCGGAGCUGCGGAACUGGCGAAGCAACACGGUCCCGGGGAAGUGGUAAUUUUACCUAGGCCGUCUGCUACAUCAACUACCAUAUCUACUAAUACUAACACGAUACCACCCGGUGCCGCACCGCCGCAACCCAACAAAACCUGGGCCAGCCUGUUCCAAACGUCGUCUUCAUCUUCAUCGUCUGUGUCAGCGGCCUCUGCACUGUCGUCUUCGGCGUCAUCGGUUUCAACAGCAACAGCAGCGCAAGGAACAGUAACGGCAGUCUCUGGUACUUCAGCAGCUUUGUCUACGGGAUCGGUCGGACAGACAGCACAAGGUAGCACAUCUACUGGUACAGGCGCUACUUCUUCUCAGCAUCACGUUACAGGAUCGUCUGGAGUUAAUUUUGCGCCCUCCUCUAACCGGCCAACAACAGCACCGGCGGGAACUUCAGCUACGUCAGUAGUUGCUAAUCCCCCGUCUAGUGCUGAUGUGUCUACAUCGAGUGCGAAAAAACCGGUGGCUAAGGUGCAACCGUAUGAAAGAAAUCAUCAGACGCCGUCAACAACAAGUGCACCGAUGUCCUAUUCAUCUGCUGCAGCUUCCACGCCAGCCAGCGGUACAACAAACUCAACUCAGGUGACGUCCGGCAAAGGAAAAGUCGCUCAAACAACUGUAUCGAAAAAGACAGCAUCCACUGAUGCAACAGCAGGUGCAGGUUCGGCUACAUCCAUCGGAGAUCAGAAGGACGAUUUUUCGUUGAAGUUUGGAGAUUUUCUAAGCGGGUACAUCAUUGACAACAGUAGCACAAGCAUAACUCCUCGUGGUUUGAUCAAUCGAUCUAAUUAUUGCUACAUUAACACUAUACUGCAGGCGCUAGUGGCUUGCCCACCGUUUUAUCAUUUGAUGCGAACAAUUCGUAAUCUGCCAGCUGCGAAAAAUUCCAAACAUCCGAAGCCGUUCAUCGAUGCCAUGUGUUCGUUGGUGAGUGAAUUUUCACAGCUUCCAAUGCGGUCGAAACCGCAGCGCGGAGAAAAAGGCAAGAAGGACGAAACCCCGGAACUACAAGUCGACACACCGUUCGAACCGAUCGUCAUUUACAAGAUGCUGAAUGGAAUUCGCUCAGACAUGUUCCAAAUCGAAGGACGACAGGAAGAUGCGGAAGAAUUCCUUGGCUGUGUUCUAAAUCGCCUUAACGAUGAAAUGAUAGAGUUCAUGAAGUUGGUUAAAUCAGAGCAAGGCAAUGUGAACGGCGAAGAACCAUCGAAUGGCGAGACGCACGCGGAAGAGGACGCCGAUGACUGGAUGCUUAUUUGUGGUAAUCGCAAUAAGGGCACAGUGACACGUACCACCGAUUUCGGGCAUUCACCGAUAAGCGAUAUUUUCCGAGGCAAACUACGAUCCCGCGUUCAGCGCGAUGGUGUGCCACCGACCUACAACAUACAACCGUUCUUCACACUUCCCUUGGAUAUAGAGAAAGCUGCAUCUGUAAAAGAAGCUCUUGAGCAGCUGGUUGGUCGUGAUGAACUUGAGGGUGUAACGUGUUCGAAAACGAAGCAAGAGGUAGCCGCCUGGCAGCAAGUAACGCUGGAAGAACUACCCGUGGUACUGAUUCUCCAUCUAAAGUGUUUUGACUACAAAAUGGACGGGUGCACGAAGAUACUAAAAACGCUGGACUUCCCGAUAGAAUUGAAGAUUGAUUCAAAACUGAUGUCCUCGAAGGGUAAAAGUUACUCAGCCAAGCAGAAGCAGUAUAAACUGUUUGCGGUUGUGUACCACGAUGGCAAGGAAGCGUCUAAGGGACACUAUAUUACCGAUGUGUAUCAUUCCGGUUACGGUAGCUGGAUUCGGUACGAUGAUAGUAUCGUCAAACCGAUACCGGAGUUUAAUGUUUUGCGACCCCGUGCGCCACGAGUACCGUAUCUGUUGUACUAUCGUCGAAUGGAUACUCAGAGCCAUGGUUCGAACAGUGACCGUGGUGGUGGUGAUGGUAUUGGAGGAAGUGGAGCUAGUGGAGGCAGUGGCCGCGGAAGCUCAUCCCAUUCUAACGCUUCCGAAAGACAUUUUUAUCAGAGCAACGAUCACGCUCGUGGAACAAGUGGUGGUGGCUACGGUGGUAACAGUGGCUACGGAAGUGCUCAUGCUAGUAGUGGUGGAAGUCAUUACGGAAGUGGGGGACAGGGUAACAGUGGCCAUUACAGUUCUAAGUAA